UAAAAAAUUAUUUUUUGAGGAACGAUCAUAGUUUCAAACCAAAAGUCAAAUAUGGUUAGAUGCGCAAUAAAAUUCUCUAUCGAACCUGCUAUUCAGCUUUUUGAUACUUUCAGAUUUUUAAAUCCGGUAGAGUCCUUUAUCUGAAAAAGAUAUUAAUCAAUUAAAACAUUCUAUUGGUAAAAAUAUUGCAACAAAUGGUUAUUUGUCUACCAGUCUUUGUCGUAUAAUUGCUGAGAAAUUUACUGCUAAUGUAUUAUUUAAAAUUAAAAUUGAUACUUCUUUGAAAAAUAUUGUUUAUGCUUAUGUAUCAACUCAAAGUGCAAUACCAGAUGAAGAAGAAGUUUUAUUUGAUUUGGGUGCUUUGUUUCAAAUUCAAAAUGUCGAACAAGAGGAAGAAAACAAAUGGAUUGUAACAAUGAUUACUAUAAAUAAUACUGAAUAUUUACACGAUGAUGAUUUUGUUAGUGAACUAGAUCGUCUACAAAUAAAUACGACUGGUUUAAAUAUCAAAUGUGAACUUGUUUUCGGUCGAUUUUUGACAGAAUUGUGUAAAUAUGAUAAAGCAAUUGAAUAUCUAGAAAAAUUAUUACAACGUACAAUACUUAAGGAUUAUGACAAAUACAGUAUUUUUAUUACAAUUGCUGAAGCUUAUUUUCUGAAAAAAGACUUUGAUGACGCUUUACUAUAUGCCAUGGAGUGUUUAGAUCUUUAUUCUCAUUAUUUAAUGUCAAUUUCAGAUGACUUAGUAUUAGUUGCUAAUAUUUAUCUAAUGAGAAUGGAAUAUGAUCUUGCAAUAGAAUUUUAUGAAAACGUAUUAAAAAUAACUUCUAUAGAUAAUAUUAGUAAAAUAGCUGAACUGCAUUGGUAUAUUGGCUAUAUCUACGAUAAAAAACAAAACUAUUUGUAUGCUUUGAAACAUUGUCAACAAUCGAUAGAAAUACUAAAUGAAUUUGAAUCAUCAACCAAUUUUAAUAGAUCAAAAAUGUAUCCUAUGAAAGGUGUACAUCUUGCCGAUAAAACUUUUGGUUUUUUUUAUCGUAUAGAUGCAUUGGAGACUAUUAUUACAACAUUAAACAAUCAUCUAAGACAUUCGAGAUUUCAACCGCAAUGA
Molecule: messenger RNA, 1111 nt
Organism: Didymodactylos carnosus
Lineage: Eukaryota; Metazoa; Rotifera; Eurotatoria; Philodinida; Philodinidae
Source: the annotation of a GenBank genome assembly